Papaver somniferum (opium poppy) is the source of this 711-nucleotide messenger RNA. Its product is annotated as tropomyosin-2-like. The record is from RefSeq and is a predicted model, not a curated record. The transcript is spliced from 4 exons. Bases 1 to 711 code for a protein of 236 amino acids. Lineage: Eukaryota; Viridiplantae; Streptophyta; Magnoliopsida; Ranunculales; Papaveraceae.
AUGGAAGCUUUCAUUGACACCUACGCUGAUUUCCUUCCCCGUCUCUCAGCGUUUUCAAUAGAUGUUAGUUGCACCUUGUUUAAGUUCUAUAAGGAUAAGUGUACUCACUUGAAUGAUCUGUUGGAGCGCGUUCGUCAAGAAUAUGCCCUUGCUGGCACACAACAACCUUCAUCCAGUGAUGCUGCUUCUCUUGCUAAGGUAUCUUCAUUGGAGGAUGAUUUGAGGAAAACUCAGAGAUCCUUGGAGGCUUGUUUGCUGGCACUCGAGAGAGUUAAUAAUGCUGCUAAGGUUUCUGAGGAUGGGCGUAAAGCUGCUGAUUCUGCUCUGGCUGCUGAGUCCUCCAAAGCCAUAGCUAAGGUUACCGCAGAGCGUAACGUCUUGUCUUCUGAGGUAUGUUCUCUUAAGAACAAACUUAUUGAGGCUGACUCCGCAUCAUCUUCCAUGUCUCAUGCAUCGUUGAUCAAGAAGGUUCAAGAGUUAGAAAAUGUUUACCGAGUUCUAUCCUCAGAGAAUGUUUCGCUUUUGAUAGAUGUUGAUGACCUCCGGACUGAGCGUGAUACCCUUGUGCAGGAUCUUGAGGCCGCUGAGUUUGAUACUGCUGUUAAGUUCAAGGUUGAGGCUCUCCGGCAAGCUAACGAUCAGCUCACUGCUCAGAUGAGGGAGCUUCGUCAAAAGUAUGCUUCUGAUUCGUUGUCUCAGUGCGUAGUUUGA